UGACUCGAAAGAUUGCGCAAUACCACACGUUCGUCGUGCCGGCUACAGAUUAGUGCUUGAACCGAACGAACCCUUUUAUAUUUUAUUCCAUCGAGAACAGUACAUUAUCUGUUUCACGGUGUUAAGAGUCAUAGGUAUAGAUGAACCAAGUCAUAAGUCGUACGAUUCUUGGCGGCGAACGAUCGUCGUUUAGUUGUUUUGUCAGAAAUUUUCGUGUAUCGUCACAAAACAUGGUUAUCGCAGUAGGAGAUAAGCUACCUGCAGUUGACCUCUUCGAGGAUUCGCCUGCAAAUAAAGUAAAUCUUGCAAAAAUUGCAGCAGGUAAAAAGAUUGUGGUAUUUGCAGUACCAGGUGCCUUUACACCAGGAUGUUCAAAGACACACCUCCCAGGCUUUAUACAAAAAGCUGGAGAUUUAAAAUCUAAAGGAAUUUCAGAAAUCUUUUGUAUUGCUGUAAAUGAUCCGUUUGUUAUGGCUGCAUGGGGUAAAGAACAAGGAGCAGAAGGAAAGGUACGCAUGUUGGCAGAUCCAGCAGCUCGGUUCACAGAUGCGUUAGAACUCUCUGUAGAUUUGCCGGUAUUGGGUGGAAAAAGAAGCAAGCGCUAUUCAAUGAUUCUUGAAGAUGGUGUAGUUAAAGCAUUAAAUGUUGAACCAGAUAAUACAGGACUUUCUUGUUCUUUAGCUGAUCAUAUCAAACUCUAAAUUGCCUAUUAUCGAAAGUCGUGUAGUAAGUUCACUAUUUAAAAUAUAAUGGAGAAACAGUAAUUAAUUUAUUAAUUUUGUUACACAAUUGUUACACGUUUAUAUAAUAAAAUGCGUAUUCACUAUGUAAAACUAUAAAUUAUCUUGUCACGUACAAUAUGGGUUAUUACUGUAAACACACAUCGUACAUAUUAUAUGUUUUAUC
Colletes gigas is the source of this 906-nucleotide messenger RNA. RefSeq names its product peroxiredoxin-5, mitochondrial (gene Prx5). The transcript has 4 exons. NCBI's taxonomy places the organism in Eukaryota, Metazoa, Arthropoda, Insecta, Hymenoptera, Colletidae. The coding region runs from base 141 to 701 and encodes 186 amino acids. The record is from RefSeq and is a predicted model, not a curated record. Gene Ontology annotation, biological process: cell redox homeostasis; hydrogen peroxide catabolic process; cellular response to oxidative stress. Gene Ontology annotation, molecular function: thioredoxin peroxidase activity. Gene Ontology annotation, cellular component: peroxisome; cytoplasm; mitochondrion.